This is a messenger RNA of Vitis riparia (riverbank grape), 2759 nucleotides long. RefSeq names its product centromere protein C. The transcript is spliced from 13 exons. Gene Ontology annotation, biological process: attachment of mitotic spindle microtubules to kinetochore; kinetochore assembly; spindle attachment to meiosis I kinetochore. The record is from RefSeq and is a predicted model, not a curated record. Gene Ontology annotation, cellular component: kinetochore. Gene Ontology annotation, molecular function: centromeric DNA binding. Bases 88 to 2514 code for a protein of 808 amino acids. Lineage: Eukaryota; Viridiplantae; Streptophyta; Magnoliopsida; Vitales; Vitaceae.
CACUCCCGCUCACUCUCCCAUUUCGAAAUACGGAGUCUUUCCCAAGUCCAACUCUCUCCUAGGGUUUCAAUCUCACUUCUUCAGACGAUGGCGAACGACCGCCGAAGCUCCGAUCUGGUGGAUCCGCUUCUCGGCUACUUCGGCCUCUCUCUCUUCCCCCGCACAUUUAGGGAUUCCUCCACCGUUUCUAAGCCGUCCGGUCGCGACAAUAUCGAAUCCCUCCAUUCUUACCUCCAGUCCAUGGCAUUAAGAAGUCCCACUAAGCUCCUAGAGCAGGCAAAGUCCAUCUUAGAUGGUGGUUCAGAACUAUUGAAUCCCAACUUCCCAAGUGAUGUAGCAUCAGAAGACAACUGUGGACCUAUUUCUGAAAAGCUCAAGGAAAAUCCCCCAGAGCGAAGGCCUGCCUUAGGCCGUAAACGGGCUCGGUUUUCUUUAAAGCCUGAUUCAAGUCAGCCUACUAUGGUUUUGGAACCAAGUUUGGACAUUGAUAAACUCCAAGACCCAGAGGAGUACUUCUUGGCCCAUGAAAAGCUCGAAAAUGCCAAAAAGGAAUUACAGAGACAGCGAGGUGGUGUUUUAAUGGAUUUAAAUCAGUACAAUCUAUCUACUACUGCACGGCAUCGUCGACCAGGAAUUUUAGGGAGGUCUGUUAGUUAUAAGCAUCACUACUCAUCUUUAGUUUCUGAUAAUGAUGAGAACUUGAUGCCCUCUCCAGCAACAGUGGAACAGAAGAUUGUUAGUCCUUCUAAUUAUAGUUCACAAGUAGAAAUGGUGGAUCCAAAUGUUGCUUUACAGGAAAGAGAGUUAACUGAAACGGUAGAUCCAAGUGUUGAAUCACUGGAAAGAGAAUUAACUGUUUCAGUGACCCAGGCAGAGAACAAAGUAGAUGAAAUUUUGGAUGAAUUACUAUCAGGUAAUUGUCAAGAUUUAGAUGGGGAUGGGGCACUCACUUUUUUGCAGGAGCGCUUGCAGAUCAAACCUAUUGAUCUGGACAAAUUAUGCCUCCCUGAGUUGCAUGAUAUCCAACGGAAUGAUUUCAAGUCUUCAGGAGGAAACUGGCUCAGGCAUAGGGACUCAUUGUCAGAUAUAAAGACUAUGUUAGAAGGGCUAAGUAGUAAAACACCCAUAAAGAAAGGGCAAGUGGUGGAAAGCUUUGUUCAUACUUUGGCUUCACCGACGCCACCAAAGAGUCCUUUUGCCUCAAUAUGUCUAUUAAAGAGGCACAUUUUGCAGUCAAAUCUAACAAGCGAUCCAUUUUCUGUUCUCAAGGUUAAUCUAUCACCAGCCAGGAAUUCUUCUACUGUCAAAUCUAGUGAUAAACAAUCCGAUCAGAUUGACAAUGGAAAGGAGCUUAGCUUUUCUGCAAAGUUGAAAUCAGUAAUACUUGAAGGAGAUGAUAUUGCUGUUGCAAACAAGAGUUCACAUGAGGUGGUACAUGUGAUAACAGGAGAUUCAACUCCUCCAUUUGAGAAAGCUGUGAAUAACGACUCGAGAAUACUUGGUGUUGGAAUCAAUAGUGGGUUGAGUGGAUCUCAUGCUGACUUGGAUGGUAACAUUAGAAGCAAUGAUGUGGAUGAUUUAAGGAGGCUGGAUGCUGACACUGAUGUUCAAAUAAAUAGAACAAAUGAAUUGGAGGAUAAUUCUUCUACUGUCAAAUCUAGUGAUAAACAAUCCGAUCAGAUUGACAAUGGAAAGGAGCUUAGCUUUUCUGCAAAGUUGAAAUCGGUAAUACUUGAUGAUAUUGCUGUUGCAAACAAGAGUUUACAUGAGGUGGUACAUGUGAUAACAGGAGAUUCAACUCCUCCAUCUGAGAAAGCUGUGAAUAACGACUCGAGAAGACUUGGUGUUGGAAUCAAUAGUCGGUUGAGUGGAUCUCAUGCUGACUUGGAUGGUAACAUUAGAAGCAAUAAUGUGGAUGAUUUAAGGAGGCUGGAUGCUGACACUGAUGUUCAAAUAAAUAGAACAAAUGAAUUGGAGGACAAGGUUGGAGAUAUGUUGCAGGAAGCAGAACCGCGUGCACACCCAGAUCAGAAUAUUGAAGAUUCAACUUUGGAGCAGUUGAACAGCAGUGAGAGUCAAGGGGAUCAACCAACUCCUGCUGUAGUUGAAGCCCAUGACAUGGAUGGACCCUCCAAAACUGGAGACGAUGAUCCAGAACAGUGUACUGAGAAAAUUCUGGAACCUUCUGGUGAAUCACUGAAUAAGAGAAGCAAAGAAAAAACACCUCCUCACCGAGAACGCAAAAGAAAAGAAAUUUCUGGGAGGCAAAGUCUUGCAGGGGCUGGAACAUUGUGGAGUUCUGGGGUGAGGCGAAGCACCAGAAUCAAAAUGAGACCCUUGGAGUAUUGGAAAGGCGAAAGGUUUUUGUAUGGACGCGUACAUAAGAGCUUGACAACAGUAAUUGGGGUAAAGUAUGUGUCUCCAGCUAAGGGUGAUGGAAAACCCACUAUCAAAGUGAAGUCUUACGUCUCUGAUGAAUAUAAGGAGCUUGUUGACCUAGCAGCUUUACAUUGAGAUCACCUUGUUUCGUGUGAACAUGAUUAGAUACACUUAGGGUCAUAGAAAAGUUGAAACAGGGCAAAAAUGUUGAUUUGAUAUUCUACUCUAUUAGGGUUCAUCAGGUCCUACUACAAUAUCCCAAAGUACUAUGAUUGGUCACUAUUGAAAAAGUCACAGCCAAUCAGGUAAUGCCAUACAUAUAUACACCUUUGGGUCUCAUGACCUAUCCUUGAAUCCUAUUUGUUUGUAUCCUCGUUCAA